This is a messenger RNA of Tachysurus fulvidraco (yellow catfish), 2764 nucleotides long. Its product is annotated as cytospin-B. The record is from RefSeq and is a predicted model, not a curated record. NCBI's taxonomy places the organism in Eukaryota, Metazoa, Chordata, Actinopteri, Siluriformes, Bagridae. Bases 182 to 1624 code for a protein of 480 amino acids. The transcript is spliced from 12 exons. Gene Ontology annotation, molecular function: protein binding.
CAUAUCCCCUUCCCUCCUUUCCUAUAGCGCUCAGAGGCUCCGUUGCGGUUCAGAGUUUCAGAUGAACGCAGGAUGAGAUGCGGGACAGAGUCACUUUCACAUCUUCUGGAGGGUCGAUAAAAAAGCAGAGACCACCGGAAACCUCUUAAUGCAAAGGGAGACGAGCUGAAAUUUUUGCAGCAUGGGCAACUACCCUGGGAAAGAGCGGCACGGAUCGGCAGGUACAGCUGAUGCAUUUCAGACACCUCCCACAUCCCCGAUAGAUCACCUCUCUCCUGUUUCACCUGAUUAUACACAACCUCUCUCCAGCCCCACCAGCCCAGAUCAUAACCCCACCCUCACCACAACUGGCCCGAGUAGCUGUCCAUCAUCAGCCGGAUUUGGACACGAUAACAGAAACGCUCCUGUAUCUCUGAAUAAGGCUGGAAACAGUCCCACUAUCCCCUGUAAACGGAGGCAGAAUUCGACAUCCACCUCACCUGUGCAGGCGGAACCCCCACCGAGUGGGUGGGUGGAUGUGGGAGGGGUAAACCAGGAGCUUCUGCAAGAGUGUGUGGUCUCGUUAGGGCUCUGUGGGACAGAUGAGAGGACACACACACUGUCAGAUCUGCUGCAGUGCUUUCUGACUGAGAGAGAGCAAAUGAAGGAAGAGCUGAGGAGUGUGAAGGAAAAACUGCAGACAGAGCGCAGCGACUGGCUGCAGUUCCAGUCUGACCUGCAGGUGGCGCUGGUAGUGGCUGACCGGCUGAGAGCCGAAGCUGACGAAGAGCUGAAUGCGCUCCGAGAAGCGCAGGAGGACUGGGAGAGGCAGCUGACCGACUCUAGGCAGGGCCGGCGAGAGGUCGAAGGUCAAGUAGAGCGCUUAAAAGCAGAGCUGGAGCAAAGCAAAAAAGGACUCAGCCAAAGGUCAGAAACUCCCAGCCAGCAGGGGGCGACAGAAGGGGGUGCAAUGAGCACUGUGGAGAAAUGGGGGGGUGAGAGAAGGACGGGAGAGGAAAAGAGAAAAGAGAAAGUGGCGGGAACUACAGAUAUAAUAAAAAAACCGUCCACGUCCCACACCAGCCUAGUGAACGGUACAUCCCAGAUUACUUUAACACCGAUCACAAGUCUGGUGAACAAAAACAAUCCAACAAGCGAGAGGACGAAUGUGGACCAGCAGGACAACUGGAUCCAUUCAUAUAAAGAUAAAAAGGAGGACAAUCCGUUUUCACACUCGUCUCCUGUUAUAGACCUUUCUCCAAACAAACCGAGCAAGAUGAAGCCUCAGGAGGACUUCAGUAAGCUGCUCAGACGUCACGGUGGAUCCAAACGCAACUCUCUACUGCGCUGGUGUCAGAACCGAACCAGCGGUUAUAAGAACAUCGAGAUCACCAACUUCAGCAGUAGCUGGAUGGACGGCUUAGCUUUCUGCGCUGUGUACCACAGUUACCUCCCUUCACACAUCCCCUAUGACACACUGCGACCGGACAAUAAGAAAGAAAACCUCUUGCUGGCCUUUCAGACUGGAGAGAGUGUGGGAAUCACUGCAUCACUGACCGCAGACGAGAUGCUGAAGUCCGAAGGCCCCGACUGGCAAAGGGUUCUGGGAUACGUGGAGAGCAUAUACUCCCAUUUUGAGAUGUGACCUCUGGAACAUUUCCUUAUCCUCCUUUUUACUUCUGGAGACAUUCGAAUCUGUCGCAAACGUCUUCUCACAGCGAGGGCUUCACUUUUGAGCUCCACCAUGCGUCAUCGUCUGGAGUGACAGCAUCGAGAUAUUUGUCUUGAGAAAUGCAAAAGUAACUGACGUGGAGGUCAUUUCAAAGAUUAGUUCCAAAGGUCAGGACUCGAGCAGACGGGAAGUACGAAAGUAGAAAACUGAAAGACUUCACAGAGAAAUAAUGAAAAGCAGGUAAACAGGAAGUAGAAAUGAGUAGGAAAUGAGCUGGUGUUGUGGCCAUGGCAACCAUCAAAGGGCGUGACAUGGAAUUACCACAAAUUUUGUUUUUUACAAAUAAUGCAGUUCGUUGUUAUAAGGUGACGACAAUAAAGUCGGUUACCAUUAGUGAAAAUAAUAAAUCUGCGUAUCUGAUGAUUAGCACCAUCGCCACCAUCACCACGAUUGUCAUCGUCAUUCAUUUGGCUGAUUCAAUGUGACAUAAACCCCACGCUUCUGACUCCGAGGCACCUGCGACUUCGCAAAAUCAGUCACUUCUGACUCUAGUUUCCUGUAUAAAAGCUGGCGUUUGGAAGUCAUGAGGUUUUAUAAGUCGCUCUCCUCUUUUCUGGUGUUUUUAGAGAUAUAAGAAUUGAUAAGAAUCUUCAAGUAUCAACAAGUCAAGGAUUUCUGGAUUUCAGUCAUGACUCAGUGGUGUUAUGUACACACUCUUCUCCUCGCCCAAGAGUGAGAGCGCUGCCGUCGGACUCGUUUCACUGGAAAAAAAAAACUCAACAAACAAAUUAGGGUUUUUUUAGGUUUUUUUUUUUCUUUUCAAUUAUAAGGAUCUCCUAAUUUUACUUCAUGUCUGGCUUUUGUAGCAUGCGUGUUUUGUUGUACGUCGUGUGGCUUUCCACAGAAACGGCCAGAACGUGUUGUGUUUGGCGUUUCUUAAUUUUGUCAUCUUCAAAAAAAAUAAAAUAAAAUCAACAGCGUUAUUGCUGACAGUGUGACAGCGUAUUAACAUACCAUCAUGUGACUGGUAAAGUGCCUUUAAUGUGAUAUAUAUAUAAACUUAUGUCUUGUGCCAAAGUCAAUAACAUUAUUAAUAAAGAAAUAUUUUCUUUA